Messenger RNA from Eleginops maclovinus (Patagonian blennie), 2627 nucleotides. RefSeq names its product cytotoxic granule associated RNA binding protein TIA1-like. NCBI's taxonomy places the organism in Eukaryota, Metazoa, Chordata, Actinopteri, Perciformes, Eleginopidae. The record is from RefSeq and is a predicted model, not a curated record. Gene Ontology annotation, molecular function: RNA binding. The transcript is spliced from 12 exons. Bases 221 to 1384 code for a protein of 387 amino acids.
GACGCUGCUGACGCUGCUCCUCCGCCAUCUUCAACUUCCUAUUGUUUGCAUCAGACUGGGGCUGUCUGCGGUGUGUGUGUGUGAGAGCGAAACGGCCGCCGAUUUAUCACAAAAUAGUAGAUAUACCUCUUGACGUUUGCGGUCGCUCAAGUUAAGCACACGCCAUUUGUAUGUCAUUGGAUUAAAGAGUUCUCAGGACGCGACCACUAAAACAUUGACGAUGGACGACGAUCAACCCAGAACCUUGUAUGUUGGGAAUCUGUCCAGGGAUGUCACCGAGCCCCUCAUCCUGCAGGUCUUCACACAGAUAGGACCUUGCAAGAGCUGUAAAAUGAUAGUAGAUACGGCUGGGAAUGAUCCAUACUGCUUUGUGGAGUUCUAUGACCACAGGCAUGCUGCUGCCUCAUUGGCAGCCAUGAAUGGAAGGAAAAUAAUGGGUAAGGAGGUCAAAGUCAACUGGGCCACGACGCCAACCAGCCAGAAAAAAGACACAAGUAAUCACUUUCAUGUCUUCGUUGGAGACCUCAGCCCAGAAAUUACUACAGAUGACGUCAAAGCUGCCUUCGGUCCAUUCGGCAGGAUAUCAGAUGCUCGUGUUGUGAAAGAUAUGGCUACAGGGAAAUCUAAAGGCUACGGCUUUGUGUCUUUCUUCAACAAAUGGGAUGCAGAGAACGCCAUUCAGCAGAUGGGCGGUCAGUGGUUAGGAGGCAGACAGAUUCGAACUAAUUGGGCUACAAGAAAGCCCCCCGCCCCAAAGGCCACCUAUGAAAAUAACUCAAAGCACCUAUCCUUCGAAGAAGUAGUGAAUCAGUCCAGCCCCAGUAACUGCACUGUGUAUUGUGGUGGAGUCAGCACAGGACUGACAGAACAACUGAUGAGACAAACUUUCUCUGCCUUUGGACCAAUCAUGGAAAUCAGAGUUUUCCCCGACAAAGGUUAUUCAUUUGUGAGGUUUAACUCCCAUGAGUCAGCAGCCCAUGCCAUUGUGUCCGUGAACGGCACCUCAAUAGAGGGCCACAUAGUCAAAUGCUACUGGGGUAAAGAGACCCCGGACAUGAUGAGCCCCAUGCAGCAGAUGCCCAUCCCCCAGCAGAACAAGAUGAGCUUCCCUGCAGCCGCCCAGCCCUACGGCCAGUGGGGCCAGUGGUACGGCAACGGGCCCCAGAUCAGCCAGUACGUCCCCAACGGGUGGCAGGUCCCCACCUACGGCGUCUACGGCCAGGCCUGGAACCAGCAGGGCUUCAAUCACUUACCGGCCAGUGCUGGGUGGACUGGCAUGAGCGCCAUCAGUAACGGUGGGGUUAUGGAGCCUACACAGGGAUUGAAUGGGAGUAUGCUAGCCAACCAGCCCGGUAUGGGAGCCGCAGGAUACCCCACACACUGAUAAGUGGGCAGGGUGGGAGAUUUGUCAACCCGCGGCCUCUUAUUGGCUCCACGGUGCCCCGCGGGGCUGUGUAACACCGCCUCCACCUGUGGCAGGACUAAGACUUUUACUGGGACGUGCAGCCUGAUGGGAAGGUUGGCGUCUGUACGAGAUGUAAAUGGGAUUACAUUGGGGGGGAGGGGGGUAAUGGGAGCCAGGGAGGAGCGAUUUUUGACCCACACAGGUAUUUACACCCUUUGUGGUAGGGAAGCCUGGCCACGAACCAGGGCUCUUUCCAUUUUUAAGUUAACUGUAAAUGAGUAUAAAACUGUAAAGGACAAACUUUGGGAUUUUUGUUUUCUUUCGGGUUUUACAAAUUGCUUCCAUUUUCACAUCUCUCCUCUCUGACUCUGAGAGGCUUUUCUUUUGUUCUUUUUUUAAAGAAGCUGUUAAAAAGUCUAAGUUAUGAACCUUAGUUAUUAUUUGAGAAAUGGAAAUCUGUUUUAAUUUUGUUCCUCUUGGAUUAAAAUCUUUUGCAGGGAUUGUUGCCACUGCUGUUUCUCUGUAAGAGCAGAUAAAUAUUGCACAGUUUUUUCCUCUCUUGUACUUUGGGACAAAUUUGACAACCAAGAGUGUUUUCCUAUCUUUAUUUUUUUUUGCAUUCCAUUUCUCCUUCAUAUCUUUCGGACAGCCUCAAAUCUUUUUUCGCCACAUGUAAAUAGCCAUGAAUCCAUUUGAAACCAUGUAAGUAAAAUGCUACUGUUAACUGUGGGUGCUUGCUUUCUUUUUUUGUUUUGAUAACUUGACAGUUAACUCCAACAUUGUGCGUAGCAGAGUGGCGCUGCGUACAGUGACUCUGGCGCCGUGCAACACGCGAUUCUUCCAUGCAGGGAUUAAACAGCAUUGCCAUGCAGUGCAGACUUAAAAUUUAACACGAUUCAAAUGUGAAAGGGCAAACAUGUUUUACCCUUUGGAUGGUUUUUAAAUAUCUAUUGAGACGCCAGUAUUUUAUAUCAAAAAUCUGAGUGGAUUCAACCUUUACACUUGCUGUUUUUGCCAGAGAAAUGGGGAGGCCUACAUUGUAACUGUUGCCUUAUAGAGCUGGUUUCUUUUAGCUGACAAGAUCCUCUUUUUAAUUAGGCAGUGCCUACAGACAUUUUCAGACCCUUCUGUUGAGAAAGGUGUUAGCCCUGAGAACUGAUGACUCUGCUACUGUAAUCAAUGUUUUCUUGCUUUGUCAAAUUAAAAUGCUAAUGCACAUAAA